Molecule: messenger RNA, 2187 nt
Organism: Syngnathus typhle (broad-nosed pipefish)
Lineage: Eukaryota; Metazoa; Chordata; Actinopteri; Syngnathiformes; Syngnathidae
Product: forkhead box protein A1-A-like
Exons: 2
Coding region: 280-1392 (370 amino acids)
Biological process (GO): regulation of transcription by RNA polymerase II; anatomical structure morphogenesis; cell differentiation
Molecular function (GO): protein domain specific binding; RNA polymerase II cis-regulatory region sequence-specific DNA binding; DNA-binding transcription factor activity, RNA polymerase II-specific
Source: RefSeq, a predicted model, not a curated record
GAAUGGCACGUGGAAGAGGAAGAGGAGGUGGGCUGGACUUUGUUCAGGAGGAGUUUCUUCUUUUUUUUGCCUUUUUUUUUCUACUAGUCACCUCACUUACGUGUGUGUGCGUGUGCGUGUGCGUGUGCGUGUGCGUGUGCGUGUGUGUGUGUGUGUGUGUGUGUGUGUGUGCGUGCGCGCGUGUCCUCCCGUCAGCCCCAGGACCAGAACCAGGACCGACGCAUCCUCAUCUUCCUCACCAUCGUCAUCGCCACGCGUGUUGGGCCUUUGGCGUUGGAGAUGCUGGGCUCGGUGAAGAUGGAAGGUCAGGAGGCUCCGGACUGGACUUGCUUCUACAGCGACGAGGUGUACUCCCCAAUGGCGGCAGGCUUGGGAAUGAGCUCUGUGUCCAGCUACAUGUCGGCCGGUGGCGGGGCGGCAUCGGCCUCCUUCAAUAUGGCGUAUGGAGGGCCCAGCAUCAGCCCCGCCCCCGUGUCCGGAAUGGGGGUGUCCUGCCUGGGCAACGGCGGCAUGGGCGGAGCCAUGAGCCCGUGCGGUGGUGGUGUGGGUCAAGCGGCGGCGGCACAGCAUCACCACCACGCAUACGGCGGCGUCAGUCCCGGGGCCCAGUAUGGGGGCGGCGGUGGCCUACACCUCAACCGCGGGCGCGAUGCCAAGCCGCUGCGGCGCAGCUACCCGCACGCCAAGCCGCCAUACUCGUACAUCUCGCUCAUCACCAUGGCCAUCCAACAGGCACCUGGCAAAAUGCUCACCCUCAGCGAGAUCUACCAGUGGAUCAUGGAGCUUUUCCCCUUCUACCGCAACAACCAGCAGCGCUGGCAGAACUCCAUCCGACACUCGCUGUCCUUCAACGACUGCUUUGUCAAAGUGUCCCGCUCGCCCGACAAACCCGGCAAAGGCUCCUACUGGACGCUGCACCCCGACUCCGGGAACAUGUUUGAGAACGGCUGCUACCUGCGCCGCCAGAAGCGCUUCAAAUGCGACAGGAAGAACUUGGCGGAGGGCAGGAAGGAGCGUAGCAGUGGCACCGGCAGCGACUCGCCCUGCAUUGAUGUCCUCAAACCUCCGGGCCUUGCGUCUCCGCUGGCCUCGUCCAGCUGCCGCUCCCCGCCCGGCCCAGAGGGCGCCAAGCUGUCGGGCCCCCACCUGCUGUCUUCCCUUUCCCUGCCCCCGCCACACGGCUUGGAGCUGAAGGGCGAUGCCCACUACGCCUUCAACCACCCCUUCUCCAUCAACAACCUCAUGUCGUCCCCCGAGCAGCACAAACUGGAUCUGAGGGCCUACGAGGCCCUGCAGUACUCGUCCUACAGCGCCGGUCGGGGCGGCGAGCCACUGGAGGUUCCCUACUACCAGGGGGCUGCCUGUCCCAGAGCGCUGCUCAACACCUCGUAGGGAGCCCCAAAAUAUGCGGGGUGACUUCAAACUGCCAACUUGAAAGAGCUGCGAGCCGGGGAACGCCCUUCCUGCCUUUUCCUCACCUUGUUUUAUGCCUUUCCCGCCUUUUGUCUUUUUCCUACCUAACCUAACCUAACCUAACCUAACCCUUAACCUAACCCUGACCCCAAACCAAACGCCUAACCCAAACCCCUAACCCGACACCAGGGGCUGAGAUGUACACCCUCAAGACCCUGGACCCGGAAAACACCUCCCCGGCGGCCCGGUCCAGUCCAAUGGCCACUUGACACGCUGCCCUUGGGCAUCAUCCGCUUUCCUCCCAGCCCUCCCACGUGUGAAUCUAAACAGCGACGCCCACUCCACCUUCAAUCGUGCUCUCUGCAAUCUCACUUCGCUCCUCGCAUGGCGGUGACCAAGAUGCAAGGGAAAAGCCGGGGAAAUAUGGACAAUGAAACCGGGCAGAAGUGGUUGCGAUGCAGGCGAUUGCGGGAAAAGCAUAUACCAAUAAAGUCGAGUUGAAAGGUUGUUUAUGCCACCGUGAGCCGUAUGGAAGGUAAUGGCAAACAUCUGCAAGGGUCAAAGGUCAGUCUGUCUGACGUUCAUGUAAAAUUCACGAGGUCAAAGUUGAAGAGAAACGGUGACCUCAGCCUGCCACGAUUUGAUGAUGAAAUGAAGAUUGUUACGUUUGCAAGAUGCUGACAAAAAUCGGAAAGCGAGUCGGAAAAUGAUAGCAGGUUGCUUUGGUCUUUUGUGCAUGUUUUAACUUAUUCCUUUCAAAAUAAAACAGCAACG